AUGCCGACCCCGAAUCACAACCAGCCAACUUCGAUCGCCGAGGUGAUCUCCACCCGCACCUGUCCCCCGGAGCUGGAUAGGGUCUCGACCUGGGAAGAAGACGUUUCGGAUUCCAUUGAUGGCGCAGAUGGCUUGGAGGGAAUGCUUUCACCUGCCAGCGCCAUCGCGCCCUCCGUCCUAAGCCGCUCUGACGAUGGCACCUCACUCUUGGCGACCGAUCCGCUUAGAGUGGAGAGGAAGAUAACCAACCCUGAUGAAGAUACAAGGCCCCCACGAUCUACUUCUCCGACGGACUCCUGCGCUCUUAUAGAGUCACCAGUGACGCCAUCCAACUCGUCGUUGCUACGUUAUGAGUUUUCAAACGUUCGGCUGUUGCCGAACCAUUCAUCCUCUUUUCUUCGCUCCGGUAGCAAAUUUGUCGGCACGCAACAGUCGGACCGUCAGGUAUACAACGUUGACGUAGAGAUUAAGCACGUGGACAUGGCGGAAUCUUAUUUGUGCGGUUACCUGCGUAUUCAAGGGCUGACGGAGGAUCAUCCAACCCUAACGACCUUUUUCGAAGGCGAAAUCAUAGGGACAAAACAUACCUUCCAGACUCGUAACGAAGAAUGGGGUGCGAACGAAAAGACUGAUAUACACCACUGGUCUCGAUUUCCGGCUUGGAAACCACUCGCUAGGCAGGCAAAACGGACCGAUUUCACAUAUCGUAACUUUGCACAGCGGGAGCAUAUAUUUAUGAGAUGGAAGGAAUACUUUCUUGUUCCUGACCAUCGGGUGCGAACUAUUUCUGGCGCUAGUUUUGAAGGAUUCUAUUAUAUCUGCUUCAACCAGAUUGAGGGUUCCGUGAGCGGCGUAUACUUUCAUGCUAAGAGCGAGCGAUUUCAACAGCUUGAGCUGAAACAUGUUGAGGAUCAUGGAUGUGCUCCAUCAGUCGAGUUCCGCUAA
Penicillium angulare is the source of this 945-nucleotide messenger RNA. Its product is annotated as GID4/VID24 family protein. Lineage: Eukaryota; Fungi; Ascomycota; Eurotiomycetes; Eurotiales; Aspergillaceae. The transcript has 3 exons. Gene Ontology annotation, cellular component: extrinsic component of membrane; GID complex. Bases 1 to 945 code for a protein of 314 amino acids. Gene Ontology annotation, biological process: proteasome-mediated ubiquitin-dependent protein catabolic process; protein catabolic process in the vacuole; protein targeting to vacuole. The record is from RefSeq and is a predicted model, not a curated record.